CGCCUUGCACCAGUCCUUCGGCUUAAUACCAGACACCAGAGAAUCUCUAAAUAUCAUGAAUAUCAUAGAAAUUACUGAACUUAGUUCUCUAAGAACUCUUGGGUGUAUUUCAUCCGAUCCUGGAGAUAUCUACAUUAAGCCAGUUCAGUACAUUACUUGAUGUGUUACCAUAAGAGAAUUCUCCUGGAUGACCGAUCAACCAUGGAGAGAAACAGGAACAAGAUGGCCGACAGGAUCAUAAACUUCACACAAGAGAUACUCUUCUGGCUUACUGGAGAGGAAUACACAGUAGUGAAGAAGUCCUCUAGUGGACGCCGUCGGGCCCCUGUGUGUGAAGGAGGGGGAAGAACCCUGAGUCCAAUCCCGGGGCCCCCACCUCACUCCCUGAUACAUGAGGAAAUGGAUGAACAGAAGAUCCUGACUGGAGAGGUUCCUAUAAGGUGUCAGGACGUGGCGGUCUAUUUUUCCAUGGAGGAGUGGGAGUAUGUAGAAGGACACAAGGAUCAGUACAAGGAUCAGGUGAUGAUGGAGGAUCAGCAGCCCCUCACAUCAGCAGUCAGAUCCAGUAAGAGAACAGCAGCAGAGAGGUGUCCCCGUCCUCUUCUUCCACAGGAUCAGGAUCAGGGAGCAAAUCUGGACAAUGUUAUUGCUCCAGAGACAGAGGUGAGCGGUGAUGAGCAGUAUAAGGAGGACAUUUCUACAGGGAGAGAUCUGAUCUAUAUUAAUGCUACAUCUAUAUGGGAAGAAGAGACAGACAUGAGCUGUAAUGAGCAGUAUAAGGAGGACAUUACUACAGGAAAAGAUCUGAACCAUAUUAUUGCAACAGACAUAGAGGAAGAAGAAGAGACAGAUGUGAGCAGUCAUGAGCAGUAUAAGGAGGACAUUCCUACAGGGAAUUAUAUGAACCUUAUUAAUGCUACAGACAUAAAGGAAGAAGAAGAGACAGAUGUGAGUGGUGAUGAGCUGUAUAAGGAGGACAUUCCUACAGGUUACCACCCAGAUGACUGUACCAGGAGAUCAGAGGAGAAUCUUAUAUCUUCAGAUUAUAAAGCAGAUGAUGAUAUCACACAAGAUACAUAUGAAGAACAUUCCAUUAUCCCAGAUACACCCUCAGCCCUUCACAACCAAGAUCUCUCAUCUCAUCCUGUUAUACAAGUCCUGUCAUCUGAUUCAUCAACGCUAAAUAUGACGAAGCCAUUUUCAUGUGCUGAAUGUGGGAAAUGUUUUACCCAGAAAUCAAAUCUUAUUCAACAUCAAAAAAUUCACACAGGAGAGAAGCCAUUUUCAUGUUCAGAAUGUGGGAGAUGUUUUAUUCAGAAAUGUGAUCUUGUUAAACAUAACAGAACUCACACAGGAGAGAAGCCAUUUUCAUGUUCAGAAUGUGGAAAAUGUUUUUCUAAUAAAUCAAAUCUUAUUCAACAUCAAAAAAUUCACACAGGAGAGAAGCCUUGUUCGUGUUCACAAUGUGGGAAAUGUUUUGCUUCAAAAUCACUUCUUAUUAGACAUCAAAAAAGUCACAUAGGAGAGAAGCCAUUUUCAUGUUCGGAAUGUGGGAAAUGUUUUACUGUGAAACCAUCUCUUGUUCAACAUCAAAGAAUUCACUCAGGAGAGAAGCCAUUUUCAUGUUCAGAAUGUGGAAAAUGUUUUUCAUAUGAAUCAAAACUUAUUCAACAUCAAAAAAUUCACUCAGGAGAGAAGCCAUUUUCAUGUUCAGAAUGUGGAAUUUUUUUUCCGGAUAGAUCAAAUCUCAUUCAACAUCAAAAAAUGCACACAGGAGAGAAGCCAUUUUCAUGUUCAGAAUGUGGGAAAUGUUUCGCUUCUAAAUCACUUCUUGUUAUUCAUCAAAAAAGUCACAUAGGAGAGAAGCCAUUUUCAUGUUCAGAAUGUGGAAAAUGUUUUUCUAUUAAGUCAAAUCUCAUUCAACAUCAAAAAAUUCACACAGGAGAGAAGCCAUUUUCAUGUUCAGAAUGUGGGAAAUGUUUUACUGUGAAACCAUCUCUUGUUAAACAUCAAAGAAUUCACUCAGGAGAGAAGCCAUUUUCAUGUUCAGAAUGUGGGAGAUGUUUUAUUCAGAAAUACGAUCUUGUUAAACAUAACAGAACUCACACAGGAGAGAAGCCAUUUUCAUGUUCAGAAUGUGGAAAAUGUUUUUCUAAUAAAUCAAAUCUCAUUCAACAUCAAAAAAUACACACAGGAGAGAAGCCAUUUUCAUGUUCACAAUGUGGGAAAUGUUUUACUGUUAAACUAUCUCUUGUUCAACAUCAAAGAAUUCACACAGUAGAUAAGCCAUUUUCAUAUUCAGAAGGUGGGAAAUGUUUUUCUUAUAAAUCAAAUCUCAUUCAACAUCAAAAAAUUCACUCAGGAGAGAAGCCAUUGUCAUGUUCAGAAUGUGGGAAAUGUUUCGCUUCUAAAUCACUUCUUGUUAUUCAUCAAAAAAGUCACAUAGGAGAGAAGCCAUUUUCAUGUUCAGAAUGUGGAAAAUGUUUUUCUAUUAAAUCAAAUCUCAUUCAACAUCAAAAAAUUCACACAGGCGAGAAGCCAUAUUCAUGUUCACAAUGUGGGAAAUGUUUCGCUUCUAAAUUACUUCUUGUUUUUCAUCAAAAAAGUCACAUAGGAGAGAAGCCAUUUUCAUGUUCAGAAUGUGGAAAAUGUUUUUCUAUUAAAUCAAAUCUUAUUCAACAUCAAAAAAUUCACACAGGAGAGAAGCCAUUUUCAUGUUCAGAAUGUGGGAAAUGUUUUACUGUGAAACCAUCCCUUGUUAAACAUCAAAGAAUUCACUCAGGAGAGAAGCCAUUUUCAUGUUCAGAAUGUGGGAGAUGUUUUAUUCAGAAAUACGAUCUUGUUAAACAUAACAGAACUCACACAGGAGAGAAGCCAUUUUCAUGUUCAGAAUGUGGAAAAUGUUUUUCUAAUAAAUCAAAUCUCAUUCAACAUCAAAAAAUUCACACAGGCGAGAAGCCAUGUUCAUGUUCACAAUGUGGGAAAUGUUUUGCUUCUAAAUCACUUCUUAUUAGACAUCAAAAAAGUCACAUAGGAGAGAAGCCAUUUUCAUGUUAAGAAUGUGUGAAAUGUUUUGCUUCUAAGUCACUUCUUGUUAUACAUAAAAAAAAAAGUCACCUAGGAGAAAAGCCAUUUUCAUGUUCACAAUGUGGGAAAUGUUUUACUAUGAAACCAUCUCUUGUUAAACAUCAAAGAAUUCACUCAGGAGAGAAACCAUUUUCAUGUUCAAAAUGUGGGAAAUGUUUUAUUCAGAAAUCUAAUCUUGUUUGACAUCAAAUAAUUCACACAGGAGAAAAGCCAUUUUCAUGUUCAAAAUGUGGGAAAUCAAGUCGUCUUAAACAUCAAAAAAGUCACACAGGGAAGAAAUCGAUUAAGAGCAAUAAAUGAUGCAGAUAACACAU
Molecule: messenger RNA, 3401 nt
Organism: Hyla sarda
Lineage: Eukaryota; Metazoa; Chordata; Amphibia; Anura; Hylidae
Product: oocyte zinc finger protein XlCOF7.1-like
Exons: 7
Coding region: 160-3057 (965 amino acids)
Biological process (GO): regulation of transcription by RNA polymerase II
Molecular function (GO): RNA polymerase II cis-regulatory region sequence-specific DNA binding; DNA-binding transcription factor activity, RNA polymerase II-specific
Source: RefSeq, a predicted model, not a curated record